AUGAUAUUGUCGGAAUCACCAAGACAAGCAUCCCUUGAAGAAGAGGAGAUUAUUGUGAUAAGCAAAGAAGAUGAGGAAGUGAUUGAUACUUUCAGGGAUAUUGAGAGGAUGAUUAAUACAACGACGUCGUUUGAUGAUGUGAGUAGAGAGAGAGAGAGCUCUGAAAAAAAGGAAAGUGCUUAG
Molecule: messenger RNA, 183 nt
Organism: Arabis nemorensis
Lineage: Eukaryota; Viridiplantae; Streptophyta; Magnoliopsida; Brassicales; Brassicaceae
Source: the annotation of a GenBank genome assembly